AUGUCUGAGAAGUCUCCGCAGAAUCUGGAGUGCCAGAGCAUGCCCUACGACUUCAGCAUGCCCAGCACCUCCAGCCAGGCUCUGGGUCAGGAGGCCGGCGCGCAUUUCCAGCUGCCUCACGGUGGUCUAACAGACCCGAGUUCUCUCUACAGCAAGGCCUCCUACAACCUGCCGUCGGCACCUGCGCAGGCCUUCUUUCCGUUCCCACACGUUCCUGGCGACUACAGAGCAGCCGACACGCAGGGUGGUGACUUUGGCCAACCCAAACACUGGUAUCCAUUCGCUGCGCCCGAGUACACGGGCCAGAUCCCCGGCGCGGCGGCGGCCGCCCAGCCCACCAACCCGAGCCCCCCGAUAGGCGAAACCCGGGAGCAGAUCGGCUUACAAGAGGUGAAGAGCGAGAGGAACGACGACGAUGAAUACUCAACCGAGAUGAGGGCUCUGCACGCCUACCAGAGCCAGCAGACCCCCGCCGCCAUGCCCCACGGAGUCUUCUACCCUUCGCCCUGGAACCCGCCCUUCUGGCCCAGCAUCACCCACAUGCCCGCGGCCGCCGCCGAUAACCAGAGCCCCUCGACGUCCUCGUCUUCCCCGUCCAUGUCUCCUUCACCCCCGAACAACAGCAACGGGCUGCCGGGAGCGGCGUUCAGCGCUGCGGGCGGCUCCCAGGCCGCCGCCGGCCCCCAGCCGCAGAACCCUGCGGGCCCCAGCAGGAGCAGCGGCUCCUCCAGCGGCGCCUGCAGCGACUCCGAUGAGGAGGCUAUUACCAGCGAGGAGCUGGAGCAGUUUGCCAAACAGCUCAAACACAAGCGCAUCACUCUGGGUUUCACUCAGGCCGACGUGGGCCUGGCGCUGGGUAACCUGUACGGUAAGAUGUUCAGCCAGACCACCAUCUGCCGCUUCGAGGCCCUGCAGCUGAGCUUCAAGAAUAUGUGCAAACUCAAGCCUCUGCUGCAGAGAUGGCUCAACGAUGCCGAGAACUCGGAAAACCCUCAAGACAUGUACAAGAUUGAGCGUCCACAUCCUGAGACGAGGAAGAGGAAACGGAGGACCUGCCUGGAGGGGCCGGUGCGCUCUGCUCUCGAGUCUUACUUUUUCAAGUCUCCCAAGCCCAACACUCAGCAGCUCACACACAUCUCUGGCGACCUGGGCCUGCAACGAGAUGUUGUGCGUGUGUGGUUCUGCAACCGCAGACAGAAGGGAAAGCGUUUGGCCUUGCCUGUGAAGGAGGAGGAGGAGGAGGCGGCGGCCUUGGAGCAGGGAUACCCCCUCUAUAUGUGCCCUGACAUCUUGAAGCACACGGGAGGGUAUCUAUAG
Messenger RNA from Salarias fasciatus (jewelled blenny), 1317 nucleotides. It is a transcript of the gene pou5f3, whose product is annotated as POU domain, class 5, transcription factor 3. The record is from RefSeq and is a predicted model, not a curated record. Gene Ontology annotation, biological process: regulation of transcription by RNA polymerase II. The coding region runs from base 1 to 1317 and encodes 438 amino acids. The transcript is spliced from 5 exons. NCBI's taxonomy places the organism in Eukaryota, Metazoa, Chordata, Actinopteri, Blenniiformes, Blenniidae. Gene Ontology annotation, molecular function: DNA-binding transcription factor activity, RNA polymerase II-specific; RNA polymerase II cis-regulatory region sequence-specific DNA binding.